UCUACGCUCCGUAAUAUCAUCAAAAGGUUCAGAGAAUCUGGAGAAAGCAUCAAAAAGCGACAUCAGUGUGUAAAGGAUAUCACCACAUGGGCUCAGGAACACUUCAGAAAACCACUGUCAGUAACUACAGUCGGUCGCUACAUCUAAUCUAAACAUGAGCAGUCGAAGGAAAAAGGCGCCCCCCGUGAAGGUGGAUGAGGAUGCUAAAAAGAGGCUGGACUGGAACAUGCUGGAGGACCGGCGGAACGAAGAGAUCCAGGAGAGCGAUGACCAAACCCCGACAUGCUCCGGUCUCACUGCCGGGCCCUCGCUCGACAUCCCCGUCGGCUCGCCUCAGUUGGCCGAGGAAUUUCCCAGCUCCUCCGCGUCCCUGGCGCUGGCCGUGCCGCCCGCCUCGCGACUGGGCCACGUCUGGAAGGCUCUCAUCGGGGAGUUCCGCGUCCGUACGGCUUGGCUCCCGCCCGACCACGACCGCAGGGCGUUCACGUUGCACAAGAUGGAGGAGCAGCUGUGCGUCAGCUUCGGCGGCGCCGAGGAGCCCGCCGAGACGCCCCAUGGCGACACCUGCACGGCGGAGUGCAGCCUCACUCGGAUCCCGCUGGAGGAUUUGGACUGGCUGCAGAAGAGAAGGGUGGUGCAGCUUAGUCAUGAAGAAGAAGACAACUCCUUCAAGGUGGGGAUUUACUUUCUUGAAAGCGCAUUAGGGAAGCCGGACUUCCUCAGCGAGGGCAACGCUCGCAAGAAGAAAGCCAAUCAGCUGGUGCAGAAGACCAUGGCGUAUUUUUAUGACUUCACCAUCCCCGAAGCGGUGGACAACGAGGAGGGGGAAUGCGACACCGACCUGGAGAGGCAGAACGUGGAGGAGCUGUACGACCACGUCAGGCGCGUGCGUCAGGCGGAGAGCCGGGAGGAGAGCUUUGACGUUCAACACCAGGCUCUCCUCCCCGUCCUCAGGCCCUACCAGAGCCAGGCCGUCAACUGGAUGCUGAGGAGGGAGAAGUUCCGGAACACGUCCUCCAAAGAGCACUCACUGCAUUUCCUGUGGCGUGAGUUGGUGACCAUGUGCGGCAAGAAGCUCUUCUACAACCCUUUCACCGGCUGUCUCAUCCGUGGCUUCCCCCUCGCCGGCGUGGAGCGGCCCGGCGGGAUCCUGGCCGACGAGAUGGGCUUGGGAAAGACGGUAGAGGUCCUCGCCCUCAUUCUCUCUCACAGCCGGCAGGACGUCCGGCAGGAGGCGCUCACCCUGCCUGUGGGACAGUGUGUGAAUUAUUUUGUGCCUCCUCCGCCGCUGGAGACAGAGAAAAUCAUCCAUUGUAAGCAGGAAGUGCCGCCUAAAACAAGAAUCUCUCACCCGGCCGUCCGCUUGAUGCUGUUGACCGCCAUCAAGGAAAUGCGCUCAGGCAAAGGUGCCUCCAUCAACGCCGUCUUCACGUACAUCCGCGCCACGUACGGCUACGACCUGCUGAAGAACCGCAGCCACAUGAAGAAGACGUUGGCCAAGCUGAUGGAGGAGGGCAUGGUGACGCAGGUCAAAGGGCGUGGCUUGGCGGGCUCCUUUCGGCUAGGGAAGAACUACAGGGAGACCAAGAAGACCAGUCCUGGAACUCCCAAAUCUAAUAUGAAACACACAGGAGAAAGUUCGCCCAGGAGAUCCUUCCGGAGACUAGCGAAAGAGAAAGCGGAAGCAGCUCUUCAAAGCUCCAACACAAGUGACGAUCCAAGCGACGCAAACAUCUCCGGAUCAGACGGUGCCAAGUGGGAGAACAGCGAGGGACAUCAGGAGCCGGACGGGAUGUUUGAGAGCCAAACAUCGAACUGCCUGGAAGAAGCUCCCGUCAGGGCGUCCAUGGUCCCUUUCAACACUGCGGACUACAGGUUUGAGUGCUUCUGCGGCGAGCUGGGCAUCGUGGACUACAAAGCCCGCGUGCAGUGCUUGAAAUGCCUGCUGUGGCAGCAUGCAGACUGUGUCAACUACAAGGAGGAGAGCCUGGAGACCACCCCCUUCUACUGCCCCCACUGCCUGGUGGCCAUGAAGCCCGUCUCCACGGGGGCCACGCUCAUCAUCUCCCCCAGCUCCAUCUGCCACCAGUGGGUGGAGGAGAUCAACCGCCACGUCAAGUCCUCCUCGCUGCGGGUGCUGGUGUACCAGGGCGUGAAGAAGCACGGCUUCAUCCAGCCGCACAUGCUGGCGGAGCAGGACGUGGUCAUCACCACCUACGACGUGCUGCGCUCUGAGCUCAACUACGUGGACAUCCCGCACAGCAACAGCAAGGACGGGCGCCGCUUCCGCAACCAGAAGCGCUACAUGGCGGUGCCCAGCCCCCUGGUGGCCGUGGAGUGGUGGCGCAUCUGUCUGGACGAGGCUCAGAUGGUGGAGUGUCCCACCGCCAAGGCUGCAGAGAUGGCUCUGCGUCUUGCGUCGGUCAACCGCUGGUGUGUCAGCGGCACGCCAGUCCAAAGGGGCCUGGAAGACCUUUAUGGCCUUGUACUCUUCCUGGGAGUUGAUCCGUAUUGGGUCAAACACUGGUGGGACCAGUUGCUCUACAGACCCUAUCGCCGUGGAAACACCGAGCCGCUUUACGGCGUCAUCGCUCAGCUGCUGUGGCGAUCGGCGAAGAAGGACGUCAUUGAUCAGAUCCAGAUCCCGGCACAGACGGAAGAGGUCCACUGGCUGCAUUUCUCCCCGGUGGAGGGUCACUUCUACCACCGCCAACACGAGGUCUGCUCCCAGGACGCCGUGGUCCAACUCCGGAAGAUCUCCGACUGGAGCCUGAAACUGGGCAGCCUGGACCGCCGCACGGUCACCACCAUCCUGUGCCCGCUGCUGAGGCUCCGCCAGGCCUGCUGCCACCCGCAGGCCGUGCGCGGCGAGUUUCUGCCUCUGCAGAAAAGCACCAUGACGAUGGAGGAGCUCCUCAAGUCCCUGCAGAAGAAAUGUCGAGUGGAGUGUGAAGAAGCCCACAGACAAUUGGUGUGCGCUCUCAACGGCCUAGCGGGAAUCCACAUUAUCAGAGAUGAGUUUGAGCAGGCGGCCGAGAUGUACCGAGAAGUGCUGCGUUCAUCAGAGGAGCACAAAGGCCGGCUGAAAACCGAUUCAUUGCAGAGACUUCACGCCACUCACAAUUUGAUGGAGCUGCUGAACGCAAAGCAUGCUGGGAUGCCUCCCACUCUCAGAGAUGACCGGCUCAGCGAGGAGGCUGAGCAGCUGCGGCAGCACUACAUGACCAAGUACGACUCUGAGGUGGCGGACGCUCAUCAGGCCCUGCAGCCGGUCCUGCAGAACAUCAAGGAGCUGAAGCGCAAAGUGAAACUGAGCUCCCUCUGGUGGCUAGAAGUGGUUCAGCGGGCGAUCCGCUGCUCCACAGACGAGGACCUGGUGGGCCGCGUGAAGAACGAGUUGACGUCCAGCUACAAGCAGCAAGAACACAAACUCUCCAUGGCUGACAAGUUCCGUGACGGCAGCGGCCUGCAGUUCCUGCUCACCACUCAGAUGGAGGACCUGACCAAGUCCCAGAAGAUGGUGCGGGAGGCCGUGAAGAGCCUGGAAGGUCCCAUGUCCAAGAAUGUGAUUGACGAGGCCAUCGCGUGUCACCUGCGGCCGACGCGACUGCCGCUUAAUAACUGCGUGUUUUGCAAAGCUGACGAGCUUUUCACCGAUUAUGAAUCCAAACUCUUCUCGCACACGGUGAAAUGUCAGACGGCCAUCUUUGAGGAGAUGAUCGAGGAUGAAGAGGGACUGGUGGACGACCGCCUGCCCACCACCAGCAGGGGUCUGUGGGCGGCCAGCGAGACGGAGCGCACGCUGAAGGCCAUCCUGUCCUUCGCCAAGGCCAAGCGCAUGGACCCGGAGCUGGUGGAGGAGGGAAACACCUUCAUGGAACUCUUUGAGACCUGGAAGAAGGAGUACAAGGUGUUGCACGAGUACUGGAUGGUCCUGCGGAAUCACGUGUCGGCGAUAGAUGAGCUGGGAAUGGCCACUGAGAGGCUACGCGUGCGUCUUCCCGACGAGCCCAAGCCAAAGCUGCUGCACAUCAUCGAGCCGCAUGAGGUGGAGCAGAACAGAGUGAAGCUCCUCAACGACCAAGCGGUGGCAAAGUCUCAGCUCCAGAAGAAGCUGGGACAGUUUUUGUACCUCACAAACCUGGAGAAGUCCCAGGACAAGUCCACCGGCGGCCUGAACCCGGAGCCGUGUCCCAUCUGCGCUCGUCCGCUGGGACAGGAGUGGGCGGUGCUGACCUGCGGCCACUGCUUCUGCAACCAGUGCAUCGCCAUCAUCCUGGAGCAGUACAGCAUGGGCUCUCGGCGCCGCGCCAUCAAGUGCGCCAUUUGCAGGCAGACCACGUCGCACGCCGAGAUCUCUUACGUGUUCACCGCCGAGUCGUCCAGCCUGGACCAGGACAUGCCCGUUAAGGGGAGCCACUCCACCAAGGUGGAAGCCGUGGUGAGAACCCUGAAGAAGAUCCAAGUGAGCGAUCCCGGAGCCAAGUGUCUGGUCUUCUCCACGUGGCAGAGCGUCCUGGACAUCAUCGCCAAGGCGCUGUUCGACAACAACAUGGAGUUCUCGCAGAUCAACGGCAUCCACAAAUUCCAGGAGAACCUGAGCUCCUUCAAGUACGAGAAGAACAUCAACAUCCUCCUGCUGCCUCUGCACACGGGCUCCAACGGCCUCAACAUCAUCGAGGCCACGCACGUGCUGCUGGUGGAACCCAUUCUCAACCCCGCGCACGAGCUGCAGGCCAUCGGACGCGUGCACCGCAUUGGACAAACCAAGCCGACGUUUGUGCACAGGUUCCUCAUCAAGUCCACCAUUGAGGAGAGAAUGCAGGCGAUGCUCAAGACUGCAGAGAAGAGUCACAGCAGCGCCGCCAUGAAGCACUCGGAGGCCGCCGUGCUGACGGUGGCUGAUCUGGCCGACCUGUUUACCGAAGAGGCGGAGCCUCUGGAGUGACGCCUCGACUACCCAUGAUGCACUGCUCAGCCCCGCGGUGAAGGACUCUCUUUUAAUUUUUUGCACAUCCUCAGUUUUAUACAGCUCGGAAUCAAAAAGACGAAGCGAGAUAUUUUUAAGUUGAAAUGUUUUUGUCCCUGUGUUGACUUCACGACCUUUUCAUGGAUUAAACGCUCGCUUUGUAGAGCUGCUGGCAGGAAGAAGAUCCAUGGUGUUACUUUAAAAGCAGGGGUGUCCAAAGUGCGGCCCCUGGGCCUUUUGCGGGCCCCGGCUCAUUUUUUGUUUUAUAUUUUGAAAAUACUAUUACAAUAAACAUUAAAGGUGGAAUCAAAGAGUAGACAGGAGAAAUUUAAGGAGAACAUGUUGCAAUGUGGACUCAAAUAAUACAAAAUAAUAAUACAAAUAUAUAAUUUAAUCAAAUAUUUCAUUUUGAUAUAUUUAUGGAAAAUGUUUUAUUUGUAUUUUUUACAAAAAAGGGCAUAAAAACUUAA
This is a messenger RNA of Entelurus aequoreus (snake pipefish), 5439 nucleotides long. RefSeq names its product E3 ubiquitin-protein ligase SHPRH-like. Gene Ontology annotation, biological process: nucleosome assembly; protein polyubiquitination; DNA damage response. The transcript has 29 exons. The record is from RefSeq and is a predicted model, not a curated record. The coding region runs from base 155 to 4948 and encodes 1597 amino acids. Gene Ontology annotation, molecular function: DNA binding; ATP-dependent chromatin remodeler activity; ubiquitin protein ligase activity. NCBI's taxonomy places the organism in Eukaryota, Metazoa, Chordata, Actinopteri, Syngnathiformes, Syngnathidae. Gene Ontology annotation, cellular component: nucleus; nucleosome.